Babesia microti strain RI is the source of this 312-nucleotide messenger RNA. RefSeq names its product conserved Plasmodium protein, unknown function. The record is from RefSeq and is a predicted model, not a curated record. Lineage: Eukaryota; Apicomplexa; Aconoidasida; Piroplasmida; Babesiidae. The coding region runs from base 1 to 312 and encodes 103 amino acids. The transcript has 4 exons.
AUGAAGGUGUCUUCAUUCUUUAAUCGCAUGAUAAGAGGUCCUUCCAUUUCUCAUAGUAUUAUUUACGGUAUUUUUGCAGGAUUUGCAUUUUACUCUAGUUAUGUCUGCUGGAGAGGAAUAAAAUUAUUUAUCUGCUCUACACAAGAUAUAUCCAUACAAAGUAGAUGGAGAUAUUUAGAAAAGCAACAGUUAUAUACUCGUGAACUUGGGCAUGACGUUGCCUCUUCUUACGUGUCUAACUUAGUAUCUGAAUACGAUCCUACUGCACUUCGUCUCCCAGGCCAACAGUUCGACUCAAAAUUAAAAUUUUAA